This is a messenger RNA of Electrophorus electricus (electric eel), 1985 nucleotides long. RefSeq names its product cyclin-dependent kinase 5 activator 1-like. NCBI's taxonomy places the organism in Eukaryota, Metazoa, Chordata, Actinopteri, Gymnotiformes, Gymnotidae. Gene Ontology annotation, molecular function: cyclin-dependent protein serine/threonine kinase activator activity; protein kinase binding. The record is from RefSeq and is a predicted model, not a curated record. Gene Ontology annotation, biological process: brain development; axon guidance. Gene Ontology annotation, cellular component: cytoplasm; growth cone; protein kinase 5 complex.
AUGAAUGUCCGGCCUCCAGCAUCUACUCUGGACAGCUCUGUCUCUCUUUCUCUCUUUCCCCAUGCCUCCUUCCCUUCCUGUAGGAGUGUGGAUACACCACUGGCGUUGUUGCCUGAUGCACCUCCUUUGGAAGAGGACACGGUCGACUGUCAGAACUGGCAGGAGACAGUGGAGCCGCACACACUUGCCUCUCUCGGCUCCCGGGAGAUCCAACGGCAGGCUGUCAUAUAUGAGCUGUUCACAACGGAAGCAUCUCACUUGCGGACUCUCAGGGUUCUCGAUCAGGUGUUUUUCCAGAAGAUGAGGAACCUUUUGACCAUCGAAGAACUUUCCUGUAUCUUCCCCAACCUGCCCCAGGUCUACAGUCUUCAUGCGAAUCUGUGUGAGUCCAUGAAGAGGCUGAGGGACUCUCCUAUAGUUCAAGGCAUCGGAGACAUCAUGGUGUCUAGAUUUGAAGACGCUGCAGGAGAGGAGUUCCAGGAGCAGGUGUCUCACCUGUGCAGUCAGCAGAGUCAGGCACUGGAGCUCAUUAAAAAUAAACGCAAAGACCCGCGUUUCGCGCACCUUAUACAGGAAUGUGAAGCCAGCCCUCACUGCCGCCGACUGCAAUUAAAGGACCUUCUAGUGUCUGAGAUGCAGAGACUCACCAAAUACCCCUUGCUGCUGGAUAACAUCAUCAGACACACAGAAGCUGGUUCUCCAGACCUGCAGCCAUUGCUGAGGGCACAGGCGUGCUGCCGUGGGAUACUACGAGCUGUCAAUGAGGUCGUCAGGGAGACGGAGCACCGGCGACUGCUCAGCCGUUAUCAGCGCAGGCUAGACUUGUCCCCUCUGGAGAGGCAGGCCAGUCCUGUCGCUGCUCAGUUCAAGAAUCUGGACCUGACCACUAAGAAAAUGAUCCACGAAGGACCGUUGACUUGGAAAGUUAGUAAAGAUAAAGCUAUAGACAUUCAUGCUCUGCUUCUCUCAGACAUGUUGGUGCUACUCCAAAGGGGUCCAGGUGACCGUUUGAUCUUGCGAUGUCCAGCGCGCUCACUGGGUGGGGUUUGGGGUGGGAACAUGCACCUCAAAACCACCUUUUGCCCCGUUGUUCGCUUGGAUUCAUCUCUUGUCAGAUCUGUGGCUACAGAUAACAAGGCCUUGUAUGUGAUCAGUACAUCAGAGAGACAGAUAUACGAGCUGGUGGCUGGGAUUUCCUCUGAGAAAAACACAUGGAAGAACCUGUUAGAAAAGACCAUCUCCUCGGCCUCUGGAGGCAUUGAAGCCACCGAGCAAGGAUCAACAGCUCCGUCUGCGGUUCUACGGUUGCACGGUAAUCAGGUCGGUCGUCUAGAUGGCUCCCUAACAGAAGAGUCUGGUUCUAUAGAGAGAGAUUCACAGUGUGAUAAUGAAAAUGUUCUCACACCUACUAUCGCAACUGACCAAUCAGAAGCCUACAUGCAUACUGGUGGGCAGGGUUAUGUGGGAGGACAAGCUAAAGUGGCUCAUGCUGCUCUUCAAGAUGUCAGGACACUAAGACUGUUGAUCCUUGGAUCCUUGGAUCCUUUAGAGGCUGCCAGUCAGAAGCAGAAAGUGACAUCAUUGUCCUCACAGCAAGAAGGGCAGGAGAUGCCUUGCCAGUCACCAAAAGGCCGUUCACACCUGGAGAUGCUGAGGCAUGAAACGAGGCCCUGCCAAUCACGAGCAAGCAUACGGCAGCGCAUGAUAAAAAAUGUGGAUGGAAUCUUUCAAACAAUGGAGGGGCUGAUGAAAAAGCUGCAUCAGCUUAGGGAGAUUGAAGCAGACCACGGUAGACUGCUCACAAUGGUGAGAAAAAAGUUACCUGUCAGUCAGUUCAGAUGACACCAUCCAUGGGUCUUCCUCCAUUAUCAGGACACCAUCUAUUUAUCUUGGUCCCCCACUGCGAGUAAGCCUGAAAGGCUGGGCCAGGCCAGCACUGAAAGCAUGCCUAGACUGCUCAUGCAGUCCUCCACCAACGAGCUGCU